Molecule: messenger RNA, 5198 nt
Organism: Esox lucius (northern pike)
Lineage: Eukaryota; Metazoa; Chordata; Actinopteri; Esociformes; Esocidae
Gene: fnbp1a
Product: formin binding protein 1a
Exons: 17
Coding region: 180-2108 (642 amino acids)
Biological process (GO): signal transduction; endocytosis
Molecular function (GO): protein binding
Source: RefSeq, a predicted model, not a curated record
UGCUGUCAUCGGGCUAGGCGGGUAGAUGCCCCACAUGUAGGAGCCGUAGACAAGCCAAUAUCUGACCGCCAAACACCUUGUUAUCGCAGAAUGCGUCGGUGAAAAACGAUAUAAACCGUGAGGGAUCGUAUGACAAACGUCUGUACUUCUAUAUAGACCUGAAUAAUACCAUUGGACGCAUGUAUAGAAAUCGUGGAUCAUUGGGAGGAAAUUACAUUGAAACCAUGAGUUGCAGAUGGGGGACGGAGCUGUGGGACCAGUUUGACAACUUGGAAAAACACACCCACUGGGGCAUUGAGUUUGUGGAGAGGUAUACAAAAUUUGUUAAGGAAAGAUCUGAAAUUGAAAUCAGCUAUGCAAAGCAAAUAAGAAACCUCUCGAAAAAAUAUCAGCUAAAGAAAAACUCAAGAGAGGAAGAUGAAUACAAGUAUACAUCCUGUCGAGCAUUCCUGAUGACUCUGAAUGAGUUGAAUGACUAUGCAGGACAACACGAGGUCAUCGCUGAGAAUCUCACUACUCAUAUCAUCUGUGAGCUGACACGCUACAUCCAAGACCUGAAAGCAGAGAGAAAAUCGCAUUUCCAUGAUGGACGCAGAGCUCAGCAGCACAUUGAGAACUCUUGGAAACAACUGGAAUCUAGUAAACGGAGGUUCGAGAGGGACUGCAAGGAAGCAGACCGAGCCCAGCAGUACUUCGACAAGAUCGACGCUGACAUCAAUGUGACUAAAGCGGAUGUAGAAAAGCGAUGCUCUCUCAAGGCCAGACAGCAGGCGCAGAUGAAACACCAGGUGGCAGAGGACAGCAAGAAUGAAUACAUCUCCUACCUGCAGAAGUUCAACAAGGAACAGAAUGAGCAUUAUUACACCCUCAUACCUCACAUCUUUCAGAAAAUACAGGAGAUGGAAGAGAAGCGGAUUGAGAGAGUGGGAGAGUCUAUGAAGACGUACGCGGAGGUCGACAGAAAAGUGUUACCUAUUGUCGGCAAAUGUUUAGAUGGCAUGACCAACGCUGCAGCCUCCAUCCAGCCAAAGAUGGACACAAAGCAAGUGGUGGAAUCCUACAAGUCUGGCUUUGAGCCACCUGGCGACGUAGAGUUCGAGGACUAUAGCAUGUCGAUGAGACGGACCGUGUCAGAGUCCAGCUACCUGAACUCGCGUGGGGAGGGCAAGCCCAGUCGCAGCAACAGUCGGGGAAAACUGUGGCCUUUCAUAAAGAGAAACAAGCUUAUGUCUUUGUUAGCUUCCCCGCGUCAGCCACCUCCUCCCCCCCCCACUUCCCCCUCACCUGGAGCCGUGUCCAAUGGCCCCCAGUCUCCUCAGCAGCCCAAGGAACCCCUCUCCCACCGACUCAACGAGUUCAUGACUUCCAAACAUAAAAUGCACUGCUUAAGGAGUCUGAAGCGCGGGCUUUCCCUCAAACUGGGUUCUGGCCCAGAAGAUUGUAGUCACCUACCUCCCGAACAAAGGAGGAAGAAACUCCAUGCCAAAAUCAUUGACAUUAACAAGGAAAUACAAAAAGAAAUUGACCAGAGGGAUGCUCUGACCAAAAUGAGGGAGGUGUAUAUCAAGAACCCACACAUGGGUGACCCAAACAGUCUGGAUCCAAGAUUAGAGGAGAUUAACCAAAAUAUUGACAAGCUACAACUGGAUGCAAGGAAACACGAAGCCUGGCUUUUAGAGGUGGAGACCAGGUUAACAGAACAGGGGGAUCCACAACGACGCCAGAGCGGAUUUUAUGACUCCCAGGCUACCACACCUGUCAACAACAACUGUGCUCCAGUUAACCGAGAGAGCCCGGACGGCAGCUACACAGAGGAUCACAGCACAGAGCAUCACCUCAAAUCUCGGAGUACCGAGUUCGACGAUGACUUUGACGAUGAUGACCCUCUCCCAACCAUUGGAACCUGUAAAUCCCUCUACCCUUUCGAAGGUCAGAAUGAAGGCACCAUUUCCAUGGCCGAGGGGGAGCUGCUGUAUGUGAUCGAGGAGGACAAGGGGGACGGGUGGACUCGAGUGCGACGGAACCAAGACGAAGAGGGAUAUGUACCCACUUCUUACAUCAAGGUCUUUUUCGACACGAAUGCCAAAGGUGCUAUGACAUACAUAUAAUUGUCCUUCUGAGAGAGAGAGACACAAUGGGUGGACAAACAAAAAAACUAACGUCCUGACAUUUUAACUCCCCUGAACUCUGGUGUUUUAUCCGAAAACAUCCCAGAAUAAUUCGAGAAGGAACAGAGUGCCGGACUGCGUUUCCAUUUGUACUUGUGUUUUUAUGUUCUGUCAUCUUGCUCCCAUUCAAGUUUUUGGAGAAGUAUUUUUAUUUUGUGGGUUCAAAGGGGUGUGGAUGUAUAAUCGGAGCCGACUCAAACCCACAUUUGAUGCCACUUACAACUUGCUUUUAAGGCCAAUAUUAAUAACCAGUGUACAUUUCUUCAUUUAUUUGACCAGCAAAUAUAGGCUGUAUGUACAGUACGGUUUCUCCUAUUGGAAAGCACUACACCUGAACAUAUCAGUUCCUAGUGGGAAUAGCUAUUAUUGCAUGCUUAAAGAGACCCUAUUUUUAUGCAAGUUAGGUUCUUCCAGCCUCCAAUGCAUUGCAUGCACAGUGCAUGGUAUAGGUGACUGCGCUUGAGUAGCAGCCAUGUUUGCCAGUGGAUGACUGUGAAGCCUGCAAAGGGGAGAGGCGUACUAAAUCAGUUGUCGCAUGUGGACAUGUUUCAAAGUUUUAAAGUGGACUUGCAUUUUUACACCGCAGCAAAAGCAAUGUGACAUUUAGAAAAGGACACACUUGCAUGCUAUCUUGAUUAGCAGCGACACAAUAGUAGCGUUUUGUCUUUGCCAAGUUGUUGUUGACCCUUUCCAAAAUCUUGGGGUUCACUGAAGAGCCUGAACUACUGAAUAUCGUGCUAAGUUUUCAGUGGUGUUCUCAAAAGGCUGACCUUCAUUUCAUUCUGUGAUACAUGGUAAUGCAAACACCAUCAUUCCAUCGUGAAUCAUUUAUUUUGUCCCUGCUUUGUUUCUUUAUUUGACAUGAAGUAGUUCUGCAUGCCACAACCAAAUAAUAAGUCCAAGUUAGCCAGAUGACAUGAAUAAAAUAGUAUUACAACUAGAUGGUGUUCCUCUGUUUUGAAAAGUAACAAAUGCAGCCUCAGGUUUUCUGUACUAUGAUUUUCUAUUGAUGGUCAGAAACAUGCUCUUGUGCCGCAUAGCCAGGACGUUUUCGCAAACUGUCAGAAUGAUUGUCCAAAGAUCAAGGAAUGUCAUGGAAUUACUUUCCUCUUGUCUUAAUGCCUCUAACAUGUCUUGUGUGAUUUUUGUUUGUUUGCUUUUUUGUUUGCUUUUUUCUUAUUGCAGAUUCCUAAAAGUCUUUGGCACGCACAGGGACUGCAGGGCACAGGUCCUUGCCAAAAGCGCCCUCCUCUUAGAACUGUAGUCAGAGAGACGACAGACUAGAGGGACGAGUUGCAAAGCAGGUCCAAUUUGCGACCCAGUGCAGAAAUCCAGUGGGUUUCUUUUGAACGGAGCAAAAACAACACAUUGUUGGGCAACCACCAUUUCGAGUCAUUUUCCUACUGAUUGUUUUUGCAAGCUUGCUUCUUGUUUUUCUAACUGGGGAUGAGUAUUUUCAUGUUGUGGCUGCCUGUUGUUCUUCUGUACCUGGCCCUUAGGGGCGGUACCUGUUUAAGGGGGGGGGAGUCUGAGACAGCCUUGUUACACACUGAGGACUCGUAAACCUGCAUUUAAUCUAGCAUUAUGACAAACACCACGCCAAAAUACCCAUGCAAAACACCAACACCAAUAGGCCGGAAUUCAAUUGGUUAAUUCUUGUGGCAAAGAAAAGUAGGCGUUCUGUCUGCGCCACUUAGAAAGCAUGUUUACAUUUCUGUCAGUCGGACGAAACAGAAGCAAAUAAAUCUUUGCACUGGAACAGUGAUUCUGCUAUUCCAGAUGAAUUCAAUUCCAGGCCUUAUUUAGCACAGUAAUGUGUCACGGUUACUGUCCACACGUGUAUGUAUAUUGGGGUAUAUAGCUUACAUAUACUAUAUACUGAUCAUACAUAAAUAACACUGAUUGUUGGCUUGAAACAUCUCUGCACUCAUUUGUUUUAGAAGCACUUUGAACACUGAGCUUUAGUUUGGACACCAGGGCAAACGAGUGCAUUGUGUUCUCUGACUUAGGAGUCAGUGCAGCUUUGCUGAUAAACAUACAACCUGAAUGGAGACGACAGCCCUCUUUCCACACUCGUUUGCUCUCUCUUGUUGCCUUGCAAUCCGCACGUGAGUGACAGCUCCUCUCUCUGGCUACACCCCCACACACAGGCAGUAGCCAUGGCGAUUGUCUCACAACUCUCUUUCUCCGUCUCUCACCCUGUUUUCUUUUCCUGUCUUUCUCGCUACUUGUGGUGGCAGUAGCUUCUCUCCGGUUGGCGCUGUGUUUCUCUACGCAUGCAUGCUUGCCCUGUCUUCUUGCCUGUGCCGGUCCUAAAGGGAAGGGGGCAGACUGGAUCUCUGUUACGUUACCUCAUCACAUGUGAUACCCCGCCUCGUCUCUCUCCUGCCCUGUGUUUGUGCCUGUGGUUUUGUAAUUUCAAAAGGUUUUUUUUUCUUUACUUGUUUUGUCAGUGCAUGACCAGUUUGUUUUCUCCUUGAAUUCUUGAUAUGUUCAUGCAGUUUCAUUAUCUUCCAGAAAGAUACUGACAGUUUUAUAUUUCUGCUGGUUAUUUUUAAGUUUGAAAGCUUUCAUUUAUAUUAACUGAGGUACAGUAUAUGGGACCUGCUGCUCUUUACAUUAGCUGGUGACCACCUCCAACUGACAAACUUUAGUAUUUGUAUGUCCGUUGAUAAAGAGAUACAUAUUACCGAACUUAAGUCUCAGUGUAUUCUGUAAGUAUUUUGUGCUUUGAAUUCACUGUGUACUGUCCCUUUGAAAACAUACCGGUACACAGUACAUAACUGAUGUGAAAGCAACCUUUGUUUGUUGACUGUUGAUAGUAAGGAUGUAAUUACUCUGCUGUGUGAUGUGAUAACUAUGCUAAAGCUUGGAAUCAUGUCCUUAUUUUCAUUUUAUUUUAUAGUAAAAUAAUGCCUGUUUAUUUAUUUUAAGAACAAUAGUUUUUGUUAUUCCACGUUGGGAUUUGUUUCUCUUGGAAAUUUGAUCUGAAGUCUAAUAUACUAUGUUGGAAAUAAAUGAGAUAAUGAA